Molecule: messenger RNA, 4213 nt
Organism: Closterium sp. NIES-65
Lineage: Eukaryota; Viridiplantae; Streptophyta; Zygnematophyceae; Desmidiales; Closteriaceae
Source: the annotation of a GenBank genome assembly
AUGCAGACAAGUACUCCAUCAUACGCCGCUUCAUCUUGUUCCCUUUUUUCUACGCUGCCCCCGUCUCCUCCUCCCCCAGGUGAUAGAGGCGGACAAGUACGCCAUCAUGCGCCGCUGCUCCAUCCCAGCUGCUCCAUGUGUGUUGACUUGACCCCUCUUCCCCUGCCCCCCUUCCCUCCCGCUCCGCCCGCCCCCCCCCCACCACCCCCCACUCACCCCUCCCUCUCAGGUGAUAGAGGCGGACAAGUGAUAGAGGCGGACAAGUAUGCCAUCAUGCGCCGCUGCGCCAUCCCAGCGCGCGACCUCCGCAUUCUCGACCCGCUGCUCUCCUACCCCUCCACGCUGCUGGGCCGCGAGCAAGCCAUCGUGGUCAAUCUGGAGCACAUCAAGUGCAUCAUAAUGGGGGAGGAGGUGCUGCUGCUCAACCAGCUUCUCUGCCCUCCCCACCCCGCUUACACCACCUUCCAUCCCCCCUACAUUCGCUCUCACCCAUAUCCCAUCCCUUUCCGCUCACUCCUCAGUGCAUGGCUGUCCUCUUAUCCCUUCCAUUCCACCCCCGAGUGCAUAAUAAUGGCGGAGGAGGUGCUGCUGCUCAACUGGCGGAAUUUCCAGGUGGCGCGGGUGGUGGAGGAGUUAAAGGCGCGCCUGCCCCUCCAUCUCAAUGCUGCAGGCCAGCAGGUGGCACGGGUGGAGGAGGAGCUCAAGUCGCGCCUGCCCCUGCACUUCAAUGCCACAGGGCAGCAGGUGUGUGUGUGGUGGGGGCAACAGGCGAGAGAGAGACACAUCACAUCACAUGAUGGUCUCAGGUGGCGCGGGUGGUGGAGUGGAGUGGAGGAUCUCAAGGCGCGCCUGCCGCUGCACCUCCACACAGCAGGCCACCAGUCUGCCUGCGGCACCCUUGAUGCUGAGGUGAGCCUCAGGGAUGGUGUGAGGGCAGAGGUGUGGGUGGAAAGGAAUGGGUGUGCUGCUGCUGUAACCAGGGCCCAACGCGUUGCCUUUGAGUCCCGUGCACUGGAGGUGUGCCUGGACUGGAGUCUGCCUGUGGGACCCUCGACGCUGAGAGGAGCAGGAGCAGGAGGAGGUAUACCUCCUCCUGCUCCUUCACUGGACGAGUUGAUCGCAUCUUUCCCCCAUUCGUGCACGGUGCACCCCUUUCACCGCUUUUGCUCUCCCCCUUCGCCGCCUUGGCCUCCAGACCACUCGAGUGGAGCAGGAAGCAUAACCAGCAGUAGACGAGCUCACGGCGUCAUUCCCCCAUUCGUGCACCUCUUUCUCCUCUCUCUCCCCCACUCUUCCCGCCAGACAACCCGAGUGGAGCAGGAGGCAUACCCGGCACUGGACGAGCUGACGGCGUCCGUGUCAACGCUCAACCUGGAGAGGGUGCGGCAGAUCAAGAGCCGCCUCGUCGUCAUCUCUGGCCGCGUGCAGAAGGUGCGAGAUGAGCUAGAGCAGUUGUUAGACGAUGAUGAGGACAGGGACGAGAUGUAUGUGCCUCACUCACAGACAAGCUGCUACUGUGUGGCUCCUGCUUCAUCAUAUCCUCUCUACCAACAGCUUGGUGUUGAGUUAGAGCAUUUGUUGGACAACAAUGAGGACAGGGACGAGAUGUAUGUGCCUCACUCACAGACAAGCUGCUACUGUGUGGCUCCUGCUUCAUCAUAUCCUCUCUACCAACAGCUUGGUGUUGAGUUAGAGCAUUUGUUGGACAACAAUGAGGACAGGGACGAGAUGCCCUCACAGACAAGCUGCUGCACCGUUUUCCCUUAUUUUCUGCGUACUCUUUAUUGGCAGAUGCGAGACGAGUUAGAGCAGCUGCUAGACGAUGAUGAGGAUAUGGACGAGAUGUGCCUCACAGGCAAGCUGCUGCAGCAUCUCCCCUGCUUUACUUUGUCCCCUACACCAUCCCAUCCCCUUUAUUGGCAGGUUCGAGAUGAGCUAGAGCAGCUGCUAGACGAUGAUGAGGACAUGGACGAGAUGUACCUCACAGACAAGCUGCUGCAGCAGCGGCAGGCUGCGGCAGAGCAGCAGCAGGAGGAGGAGGAGAUGCGCGAGGAGGAGGAGCGGCAGCGGCUGCUGCUGCUGCAGCAGCACCAGCACGUGCACGGGCGGGCAGAGGAUAAGUUCAGCUUUGGCGUGCCCUCCCACUCCGGAUCCUCUGCCCGUGGAGAGAAAAGGGGAGGAGGAGUUUCUGAAAGGGAAAAGAAAUGUCCGAGCUCUGGUAGUGCUUCCCCACCUGGCCUGGAUGACAUUCCUCCGGAUGGAGAUGGUUCGGAAGGUGCAGGUUCGGAAGGUGCAGGCUCAGAAGAUGCAGGUUCGGAGGGUGUAGGUUCGGAAGGUGUAGGUUCGGAGGGUGCAGGUUCGGAGAGCACAGGUUCAGAUGGUGCAGGGUCAGACGGGCAUGAGCCGUUGCUGCUAGCGAUUGGUCGACAUGACCAUGCAAGCUCGGGAUCGCAGCGCCGUCCCCCUUCUUCGUCCCAGCAUUCAAAUCCGACCGUCCAUUCGUCUCUCUCUCACUUCUCCCCCACAGGACCCUCUCCUAGCCUUCCCCGCCUCUCCAACUCUUCUGCCAGCGGCCGCUCACACUCUCAUUCUCACUCACACUCGCACUCCCGCGGGCACUCCCACUCACGCUCCCACGCACAGCACCCUGACCACCACCGGCAUUCAAGUCACUCUCUUCCCAGCGUGGCUGAGCAUGGGCCAGGAGUAGGCUCAGUGGGUUCUCUUCCGGGUGUGAUUGGUGGUGAGGUUAUGGGAUUGGUGGAGUGGGAUGUGGAGGAGUUGAAGAUGCUGCUGGAGGCGUACUUUGUGCAGAUUGAAGGCACUCUCAACAAGCUGUCAUCGAUGUCUCAUCCUUCAGUUGCUCGAGGUUCUGGACUAGAGGCCACGGAGCACUACAUCAACAACAUAUUCCUCUAUACCCCUCCAUACCAUACGCUGAGGGAGUACGUGGAGGACACGGAGGACAAACAUAAUGCUGGACGAGAAGCAGAACAGUCUGCUGCAGAUGAACGUGCUGCUCACCACCGCCACUCUCUUCAUCUCCUCCCUCCCUACACAACACCCCUCUCUACCCCUCUGUACUCGUCUCUGCGGGAGUACGUGGAGGACACGGAGGACUACAUCAACAUAAUGCUGGACGAGAAGCAGAACAGUCUGCUGCAGAUGAACGUGCUCCUCACCACCGCCACUCUCUUCAUCUCCUUCUUCAUCGUUGUCACGGGGGUGUUUGGGAUGAACAUCGACUGCUCGUAUUUCGACCCGGAGAACCCAGCCAAUUAUAGCGUGUUUUAUUAUGUUGUGAUUGGGAGCACUGUAGCGUGUAUCACGUCGUUUAUUCUGGCGGUGGUGUACAUGCCUACCAACGGUUCCCGCAAUCCGCGCAUUUCCCGCAUCUCCCCCGUUUCCCCCUCGUGCCGCGAUUCCGCGCGAUCUCCUCCAUCCGCAUCGAUCCUGCGGGGAUCGGCUUCCGCUUCCGCUGCCGCUCCCGCUUCGCUGCUCAACCUGGCGGAAGUGUCCGCGCAGCUGCCGGGAGAUCUCUCCGGAUACAUGGAGCGAGUCCGCGAGUGCAACGCGGGGCUGGUGGGUGGUGGGUGGGAGAGGGGGAAACGGGGGGAGACGGGGGACGUCUUUGUUAUUCGGAGCACUGGCGGCACAACUGCUGCUGGUGGGCGAGUGCUGUCGUUUUCAGGCCGGUUGGAGGCAGCGGGGGCAGCUGAGCGCACAGAGGCGGUGGCAGGGGUGCUGCAGCGGCUGCGUGAGCAGGGUGUGGUGACUGGCUGGCGCAAUGAGCUAUAUCCCGUGGGUGCCUCGUUCUAUGCGCCACCAGCAUUCCUCAUCGAGCGAGCAGCAGCGCCUCUCUUUGGCACCAAGGCAUACGGCGUGCACAUGAAUGGCUACACACACUUGCCCUCCUCUUCCUCUUCUUCCUCGCUCCACCUGUGGGUGGCACGGCGGUCCCCGUUAAAGCCCACGUUCCCCAACCAGCUGGAUCAUCUAGUGGCGGGCGGGCAGCCGCACGGCAUCAGCUGCAGGGACAACAUGAUCAAGGAGUGUGAGGAGGAGGCAGACAUUCCAAGGCACUUGGCAGAGAGGGCAGUGCCAGUGGGGGUGGUGAGCUAUGAGACUGUGACAGCAGCCAACACGCUCAAGAGGGAUGUGCUGUUCUGCUACGACCUCCUGCUGCCGCCCGACUUCACCCCCCGAAACACAG